Molecule: messenger RNA, 852 nt
Organism: Hansenula ciferrii
Lineage: Eukaryota; Fungi; Ascomycota; Saccharomycetes; Phaffomycetales; Wickerhamomycetaceae
Gene: MRPS9
Product: mitochondrial 37S ribosomal protein uS9m
Exons: 1
Coding region: 1-852 (283 amino acids)
Biological process (GO): translation
Cellular component (GO): ribosome; mitochondrial small ribosomal subunit
Molecular function (GO): RNA binding; structural constituent of ribosome
Source: RefSeq, a predicted model, not a curated record
AUGUUCAGUAUAACGUCGGGUUUACGCAGACUGGGUCUGUGCUCUAGACCUACAAUCCAAAGUCUAAGGUUUCAAUCCACAAUAAAAUCAUCAGAUUCAAUUAUUCAAGCUUAUAUUCCACAAUUAGAACAAAAAAGAAUCAUUCCAGUUGAUAAUACAUAUUAUGAUGAAAGUCCUCCACAUGAAAAAAUUAUGAGAGAUUUGAAUGAUCUAUUACGUAAAUAUGUUACACUACCUAGAGAUGAUUCUAAAGUUAAUAAAUGGUUAACUUUUGAUCAAUAUCAAGGUUUAGCAAAAGAUCCAAGAUUAAGACCUGGUAAUCAUAGAGAUUUAGUUAAAGUUUUAUCAAGAUUAAAUAAAAUCGAUUCACAAUUAAUGCCUGAAGAAAUAGAAACACAAUUGAAAAAAUUUGCUCGUGCUCAAGGUCAAAAAGAAGAAGUUAAAGUUAUUAGAAAAUUAGAUGAAUUUGGUAGAUCUAAAACUAUUGGUGGUAGAAAAGCUGCUACUGCUAUGGUUUAUAUGUCAAAAGGUUCUGGUGAAAUCUUGGUUAAUGGUAGACCAUUAAAUAAAGAAUUUAAAAGAUUAGCUGAACGUGAAGAAAUUUUAUAUCCUUUAAAAGUUGUUGAAAGUGAAGGUGAAUAUAAUAUUUUCAUUACUGUUGAAGGUGGUGGAUUUUCAGGUAAAGCUGGUGCUAUUGCAAAUGCUAUUGGUAAAGGUCUUGUUAUUCAUAAUCCUUUAUUAAAACCAAGAUUAUAUAAAGCUGGUUGUAUGUCUAGAGAUAAUAGAAGAAAAGAAAGAAAGAAACCAGGUAAAAGAAAAGCUAGAAAGAGUCCAACUUGGGUUAAACGUUAG